AUGGUAGAAGGAAAAAGGAUAUUUGAGAGGGUAUACAUCUGCUUAAAAGCUUGUAAGGAAGGUUUCAGAUCUGGCUGUAGACCACUCAUUGGUCUUGAUGGGUGCUUCCUCAGAGGGUAUUGUAAAGGAUUGCUUUUGGCUGCAGUAGGAAUAGAUGCAACAAACUCAAUGUAUCCUAUUGCUUAUGCAGUUUGUGAGAAAGAAAACACUAACACUUGGUCUUGGUUUUUAAAAUUGUUGAAGGAAGAUCUAGAUAUUGACAGACCUUCUCAGUUUGCUAUGAUGAGCGAUAGGCAGAAAGGGUUGGAGAAUGCUAUUGCUUCUGUUUUUGAGGGUGCAGAGGUGAGAAAUUGUGUUAGGCACUUGCAUUCCAACUUCAAGAAAGACCACCCAGGUUUGUUAUUGAAACAACAACUAUGGGCAGCAGCAAAGACAACCACUAUUCCAGAGUUUCAAAAGAGGAUGAGAGAGUUAAGGGAUACUAGUGAAAAUGCUUACAACUGGUUGGCACUAAAGACUCCAUCCGAGUGGUCUAGGUCACAUUUUAGUGAAAUGGUGAAAUGUGAUAUGUUGUUAAACAACCUUUGUGAAUCUUUUAAUACUGUAAUAGUUGAUGCUAGAGACAAGCCGAUAAUUACUUUGCUAGAAAAGAUUCGUUAUUGGCUAAUGAGUCGAUUUUUCAAUAAGAGGGAAAGUCUGAAGAAGUGGAUACAUCCCGUGGGGAAAAGAAUAUUGCAAGUUGUGGAGAAGAACAAGAGUAUUGCCAAGAAUUGUCUGACUACUAGGGCUGCAACUUAUCAAUUUCAAGUUGACUGCCCAAAUAAUGAGUCAUUUGAUGUUGAUUUGCAAAAAAGGACUUGCAGUUGCCGAAGAUUUCAACUCACUGGUAUCCCAUGUGGUCACGCACUGGCUGCCAUAUGGACAAGUGGGGCAGAGAUAAUGGACUAUAUCCAUGAAUGUUAUAAGAAAGAGGCAUUUCUGAAAGCUUAUGCAGGAAUCAUAUACCCUAUGCCAAGCCCAGAGCAGUGGCCAGAGACUGGUUUGAACCCUAUAUACCCACCUUUUGAAACUAAUCUGCCAGGGAGACCAAAAAAGGCCAGAAGAAGAGAGUCUGAUGAACCACCCCCAAGUUCAACAAAAACUCGAAGGUUUGGUCAGAUCCACUUGUGCAAAAAGUGCAAACAGCCAGGCCACACAAGCAAAACAUGCCCCAACCCAACAAAUGCUCAGGUUCCUGCUCAAAAGAAAAGAGGUAGGCCACCAGCUGCAAAUCCCACUGAAGCAACAAAGAAAAGAAAAGAACGAUUGACAAAGCAAAAACAAAGUUUUUCUCAGCAAGGGGGUUCCAAAACUCGAGCCAGACAACAUGACCUUUCUUAG
Humulus lupulus (European hop) is the source of this 1380-nucleotide messenger RNA. RefSeq lists its product as uncharacterized. The coding region runs from base 1 to 1380 and encodes 459 amino acids. The record is from RefSeq and is a predicted model, not a curated record. Gene Ontology annotation, molecular function: zinc ion binding; nucleic acid binding. NCBI's taxonomy places the organism in Eukaryota, Viridiplantae, Streptophyta, Magnoliopsida, Rosales, Cannabaceae. The transcript has 2 exons.